AUGGAUUUCCCUAGGACUCACAUCAAAUGCGACUGUACUGAUCUUAUUGUACCCAGUGAUGACUCACAGCGACCAGAAGACGAAUGUGAAACGGAGGAUGUGAAGACGUUCGACCCUCGCACACCACGCGCCAACUUCUCAUUGUACCCACUCGAGCAUCUCCUUUACUGCGAAGAUUGUUCGGAUAUUAAGUGUCCAAAAUGCGUUAUUGAGGAAAUAAUCUGCUGGUAUUGUCCAGGCUGCCUUUUUGAGGUCCCUAUCAGUACAGUCAAGAGCGAGGGUGGCAGCCAGCUGCAAGUUUCGUCUAUAAAUCAGGAAUCCGCCUUACGUGGCGUUCAAGGCCCAUGGAUUCUGGGUUGUCCCUAUUGUCAUUGGGGUUCGCUGGAUAUCGGAUGGCAAUUUGAGAAAAAUGCGAACCUUCAUCACCAAAUAGCUAAGCUUCGUCUCGAAGACGAUCAGCAAGACAAAUCAUCCAGUAAAGAGUACUUCAGCUCAAGCACGCCUUCUACGAAUGAAGCGGAUGCGGAGUCAAGGUCCACUUUCGCCAACCUACGGUCAUUCUAUAGAUCGCAACUCUCGGUCAGCGGCAAUGCAGAUCCAUUACUAACGCCAUCUGGUGGCUACAAUUACAAUUCUCCAAGCAGCAUUGCGCGUAUCGUGAAUAUUUAUACCGGAAAAGGCACCUAUGGCAAAAAGGAUCCGUCUAAAGGGGGUCAAAUGCGAGAGGCUUUGGAUAACUCCGAAGGUCUACGAGUGCUUGAUCAUGAAAACGAUCAAGAUAUAAUUAAUCGAUUACGAGCUGGGGGAUGGAAGGGCUCUACAGGUCUGAGCCAGCGAACAGACCAACAGCACUCCCCUCAAGUUGUGGUUGGGUUACGUCCACAACAGCCCUUCCUACGUACGAAAAGAAGUAAAAGGUGUCGGACCUGCCGACACAUUCUUGUCAAACCUGAGCCUAAGAUCUCAAGUACACGCUUCAAGAUUAAGCUGGUAGCCUUGAAUUAUAUCCCAACAAUAUCUCUCAAACCGCUACUCCCAGCAGCUGCAAUUGAGCAGACUCACAUUGAUCUCAGACUUCUACCUCCAUUACGUGCAAUUCAAUGCCUUCUUACCCUCAAAAAUCCACUUUUCGAAUCGGUUAGAAUCACUCUGGCGACGCCUGCUGUGACGCCUGGGCGACACCAGCACAAGGUAACAAUACUGUGUCCGGACUUUGAGAUCGGAUCGAAUGUGGAUCAAUGGGAUGAAGCUCUGAACACCAGCAGUGAGCGUCGGCGCUCAAAGCACCCGAAUCUGUCAAAGCCGGAGUAUUCUGGGGGAUCUGGAGGUAAAAUAGCUGAAGCGGGGAAAGUCUGGGACAAGGGAAGGAGUUGGACCACUGUGGUGUUGGAGGUUGUAUGUGCGGACGUUCACGGAAAUGGGAGACGCGAUGAGGAUUUGGAAGAGGACGAAGAUCUGCUUGAGAUACCCAUUUAUGUGAGGAUGGAGUGGGAAGGAGAGGCUCAGGGCGACGGUGCUGCCGGAACCAAAGGAGAAGUGAGGAAGGAGAAGAAAGAGUUGGCUUACUGGGUUGCGCUUGGUGUUGGGAAGAUAGCCAGGCUCAGGAGUGGGGAAAUAGAUACUCAAGCAAAGACGCCUUGA
Bacidia gigantensis is the source of this 1641-nucleotide messenger RNA. RefSeq lists its product as uncharacterized. Lineage: Eukaryota; Fungi; Ascomycota; Lecanoromycetes; Lecanorales; Ramalinaceae. The transcript has 2 exons. Gene Ontology annotation, cellular component: dynactin complex. Bases 1 to 1641 code for a protein of 546 amino acids. The record is from RefSeq and is a predicted model, not a curated record.